Synchiropus splendidus (mandarinfish) is the source of this 2535-nucleotide messenger RNA. RefSeq names its product ankyrin repeat and kinase domain containing 1 (gene ankk1). The record is from RefSeq and is a predicted model, not a curated record. The coding region runs from base 111 to 2363 and encodes 750 amino acids. Gene Ontology annotation, molecular function: protein binding; protein kinase activity; ATP binding. NCBI's taxonomy places the organism in Eukaryota, Metazoa, Chordata, Actinopteri, Syngnathiformes, Callionymidae. Gene Ontology annotation, biological process: protein phosphorylation; regulation of cell cycle process. Gene Ontology annotation, cellular component: cytoplasm. The transcript is spliced from 9 exons.
UCCCGGCCCUUUGUGCCGCGGCGCUCCACUGGAGGAGAAGGCUGUGCUUAUGUGUGAGAUUAGACAGCCAUUGUGUUCGGGGGACUGGCGGCAGGCGGGACUUGAUCAUCAUGGAUCAUCCUGACGGCUCCUCUCCCACCUUCACCAAGGACAGCUUUGACAGGGACUGGAUUAAAGUUGGGGAGAGCAGAUUUGGACAGGUGUACCAGGUCAGGCUCAAGGAUGGCCAGCAGAGGCGGGCGCUGAAAGUCUUCGACUCGACCGCGUGUGCAGACGACUUCCACAGGACACUUGCAGAGGCGGUGUCCGUCAUAUCCAAAGUCAAAUGCAAGUACAUAGUGUCUGUCUACGGAGCGUGCGACGACGCGCCGGCCGUGCUGAUGGAGUACAUGAGCAAUGGAUCGCUGAACAAUCUCCUGACCAGUCACACUCUGAUGUGGCCAAAGAAGUUCCAGAUGAUUCACGAGGCUUCCAUGGGGAUGCAUUUCCUCCAUGGCCUGCAACCGCCACUGCUCCAUCUCAACCUGAAGACGUCCAACGUCCUGGUGGAUGGCCAUCUUCAUGUGAAGAUUUCAGAUUUCGGCAUCGUCCAAUGGGAAGAAGGGAUGACCAACCGACUGUUCAUGGAGCUUCUGACGGCCAGAGGGAACGUCAGUUUCAUCCCCCCAGAAACCUUCAGCCAGAGCUCUGAACGUCCAGGAACUGCUUUUGAUGUUUACAGCUUCGGAAUCAUAAUGUGGGAGAUUCUGGCGCAGCAGAAGCCGCACGCAGGCUGCUGCAUGACCUCUGUGAUCUUGAGUGUCUCGCAUGGUAAAAGGCCGCGUGUGGAGAUGAUUCCUGAACCGAGGCCACGCUGGUGCGAUCACAUGGUCGGCAUCAUGACGCGCUGCUGGGACAGGGAGCGCAGGAAGAGGCCGGAAUUCACAGAUGUUGUGAGAGACUUGGAGGGUCUGUGUAAUGGAGUUGAAGUCAUCCAUCCAAACCAGACUGACAGCAUGGACGGCAGCCAGCAUACGGCUGAUGACACUCAUCUGGGGUCCUGCAGCGAUAAGAUUCCUGCGUCUGGAACAUGUGACCUUCUUUCAGAUCGCUACGACGACCGGGAUAUCUUCCUUUCAUUCCUCUCCAGAAAGGACUUUGGUCGAUUCAGGAAGACAGUGAAGAGGGAUGACGUUCUCACCGAGUUUUCCGGGGGACAGAGUCUUCUGCACUUCACGGUAGCAAGUGGGGACGAGAAGAGCAUCGAGCACGUCCUGAGUCUGGGCGCCGACGUGAACAGCGCCACUGCUCGGGGUUACACUCCGCUCAUUGUUGCUGUCCUUGAGAGGCUUCCUGAAAUCGUCUCCUUGUUGCUGGAAUAUGGAGCAGACGUUUCCAUCGGGGAUGAGGACCAGUGGACGCCGCUCCAUUUCGCAGCCCAGAGCGGCGACAACCGGACAGUCCGUCUUCUCCUCGACAAAGGCGCCACGGUAGACGCGUGUGAGAAGGGCGGCUGGAUGCCUUUACAUCUGGCCUGUCAGAAUGGACACGAGACGGUGGCGCGCCUGCUGCUGUCGCGCCUCAGCGACCAAGCCUUGGAAGCCAGGGAACAGGGGCAGCUGCGAACCCCUCUCCACCUCGCUUCGUCUUUUGGACAUCUGGAUAUUGUCAAGCUCCUUCUCUCACAGGGAGCUGACCCAAAUGCUGUCGACCAAACUCUCUCCACUGCUCUGCACCAUUCAGCUGACGAAGGACACAACCGAAUCAUGAGACACUUGGUGAAGACUGGAGCCGACGUGAAGAGUGUGAACAGCAAAGGUUUCUCUGCUCUGCAUCUGGCGGCGCUGAGAGGUCACACAGGCAUCUGCAGACACCUGCUGUCCAACAAGGCCUGCCCAGAGAGCAAGACCCUCCAAGGCUGGACUCCCCUGCACCUAGCUGCCGUAAAAGGACAUGCGGCAACUGUAGCAGAACUGGUGAGCCAGGGGGCCUGUGUGAACUCAGGAGGCGAUAACGGUUGGACGUCGCUUCAUCUAGCUUGCCAUCAGAGUCACACUGAGGUGGUGGCCAAGCUUCUCCAAGCCAAAGCUGAUUUGGAGCUGACAGAAGACGAUGAGGGAUGGACACCGCUGCACGUGGCCUGCACCAGCCUCAGCCUCCCGAGCGUCCUUCACUUGAUAGCCCACGAUGCAGAUGUGAACGUGGGGAGCAAAGACAAGGUAACACCUCUGCAUAUUGCGGCGCUCAGUGGCAGCACAUCCAUGGUGGAGGCGCUGCUGCAGAAUGGAGCGGACAGAGACCGGACGGACUCUGCUGGAUCCACACCCCUGGAUGUGGCCCGAAGGGCUGAGAAAUGGGAUGUAGUGGAGCUGCUGGCGGGGUAAUGUAGAUGACUGAUGGAGGAAAAAAACUCAAGUAAUGACGCUGAAGGAAAUCCAGAUUUAACUUAUCUGGACCUCUGUUUAUCAGGAUACAUGGUGAAGGAUUAUGGUUUGAAUCAGUCCUGAUACAGUUGUGAAUGACUGACAAGCACAUGAAGUCUAAUGAAAUAAAUAA